Molecule: messenger RNA, 1959 nt
Organism: Euleptes europaea (tarantolino)
Lineage: Eukaryota; Metazoa; Chordata; Lepidosauria; Squamata; Sphaerodactylidae
Gene: DQX1
Product: DEAQ-box RNA dependent ATPase 1
Exons: 10
Coding region: 118-1959 (613 amino acids)
Cellular component (GO): intracellular anatomical structure; spliceosomal complex
Molecular function (GO): RNA binding
Source: RefSeq, a predicted model, not a curated record
GUCCCUCAGUGGUGUGCGGAGUAUGCCCUUUCGCUGCAGUUCGCCCAUGGCCAGGUGGUCUGCACUCAGCCCCACAGCCUGGCUGCCUUGAGUCUGGCCUUACGCGUCGCAGAUGAGAUGGACCUUAACGUGGGCCACGAGGUGGGGUACAGCAUCCCUUACGAAGACUGCUGCGUCUCGGAGACCCUGCUCAGGUUCUGCUCGGAUGAGGUCCUCUUGCGAGAGAUGACCUCUGACCCGCUGCUGCGACAGUAUGGAGUGGUCGUGCUGGAUGAGGCCCAGGAGCGCACGGUGCCCGCGGACCUGCUCCUGGGGCUGCUGAAGGAUGCCCAGCGCCAGCGCCCUGAGCUGCGCCUCGUGGUGGUGACGGAGCCCUCGCUGGAGGAGCCGCUGUGCCACUUCUGCCAGGAUGCCCCGCUGGUGCGGGUGCCACCCGUCAGCCCGCCCCCCCGCCUGACCUACCAGGAGACCUCACCUCAGGGCCGGGUCACUGCUGCCUGCCAGGCCGUGCUGGAGCUGCAUCGGCAGGAGGAGGCGGGAGACGUGAUGGUCUUCUUGGCCAGCGAGCAGGAAAUCCAGGAGGGUUGCGAGGCUCUCCGCUUGGCAGCUGCAGCCCUGGACCCCUGCCUCGGCUCCCUGCUGGUGCUGCCCCUUCAUCCCGGUGUGGGGCGGCAGGUCCAGAAGCUCUAUGAGACCUUGGAGCCACCGGCCGGAGGCCCGGCGCGCCGGGUGAUCGUCACCCACUGGCUGGCAGAUUCGGCCUUCUCUGUGGGGAGCGUCAGGCACGUUGUUGACACGGGGCUGGAGCUGCGCAGUGUUUACAACCCGCAGAUCCGUGCCGAAUCGCAGGUCCUGCGCCCAAUCAGCAAGAAGCAAGCGGAAGCUCGACGGCUGAGGGCAGCUGGGAGUCCCUCCGGGACGUGCCUGCGCCUCUAUGCCGAAUCCUUCUACGAGCAGAGCUUCCCAGCCCUCCCUCCAGCACGUGUCACUGAGGCCAAUCUGAGCCGCCUGGUCCUGCUGCUGAAGAGGCUGGACAUUGCGGACAUGGGCCAGUGCGACUUCCUCGACCGGCCAGCCCCGGAAUCCCUCAUGCAGGCCCUGGAGGACCUGGACUACUUGGCAGCCCUGGAUGACGAUGGAAACCUCUCUGAGGUGGGCAUCAUCAUGUCCGAGUUCCCUGUCGACCCCCAGUUGGCCAAGGCCCUGCUGGCCUCGUGCGAAUUCGACUGCGUCCAGGAGAUGCUCACGCUGGCGGCCAUGCUGACAGCCUGGCCCUGUUUUGUCACCCCGCCCGCCCGCCGGGGGGAGGCAGUGGCAGCCCGGCAGCGAGCCCUGCUGCACCCAGCUGGAGACCACUUCACCCUCAUCAAUAUCUUCAACGCCUUCCUGCAGCAGAGUGAGCCCGAAAGCUGGUGCCGGAAGCACAGCGUGAGCGAGGCAGCCCUGCAGCUGGCCAGGGCUGUGCGGGCAGAGCUCCGGGAAGUUAUGGAGCGCAUCGAGCUGCCCAUCUCCCCGCCCGCCUUUGGCGCGGACGGCAACGUCCUCCGCAUCAAGCAAGCCCUCCUCUCGGGCUUCUUCCUGAAGGUGGCUCGGGACAUUGAUGGCUCUGGCAACUACCUGCUCCUGACCAGCAAGCACGUGGCCCAGCUGCCCCCCUCCUGCGGCUACCGGCUGCGCCAGCCCUCCGUGCGCCCACCUCCCUGGCUGCUCUACCAUGAGUUCACCAUCUCGCUGGACAACUGCCUCAGUGUCGUCUCGGAGAUCGAGCCAGAAAUGCUAGCAGAAUUGGCCCCCCAGUACUACCUGAGCAACCUGCCUGCCAGCGAGAGCCGGGACUUGCUCAUGGAGCUGCGGGAGAAGUUGGCUGGAGGGGCGGAGGCACCACCUUCCCCCCAAGGCGAGGAGCCUCCAGCCGCCCAAGCUGCCGACGACAGCGACGACGUCUGCGUGCUGCAGUGA